CAGCAUCCUCUCGACUCUUCACAGACAGCCAUAUUUUGUAACUGCACCACAAAUAUCUCAAGUUGGCAAAUACCAUUUGAACCUUUUGUAUUGGAGCCCACAGGUCAUCCGCAAUGCGUCCACCGGGUGAGACAUAGCUACCCGGGUAGCAAAAUGUUGUUGCACUUUCUAUCAUCUACACUUUGUCUCAUCAGAAUCUUCGGAUGUGGCAAGAGUUCUUAUUAUCCGUAUAUUGUUUAUUUCAAGGUUGGAAACUUGCCGUUUCGUCGUGUUUGCAAACGGCUUGGCGCAGAAAUCACCUGUGGUGAAAUGGCACUGGCAACACAACUUCUUCAAGGUAGACAAAGUGAAUGGGCCCUGUUACGACGUCAUUCGUCCGAGGAUAUUUUUGGAGUGCAGAUUUGUGGAGGUCACGUGGACACGAUGACCAAAGCCGCUCAGCUGAUAGACGAGCACUGCGAAGUCGACUUUGUGGAUAUAAACUGUGGUUGUCCUAUCGAUCUGAUAUGGAAAAAAAAAGCUGCUAUUUUGAUGUAUUUGCCAUUACCUGUAAAAAACAAUCAACAAUUUCACUUUUCAGCGGCUAAAGAGCGCGUAAGGCGGGCAGUACUCGUCAUCAACUUUUCAUUAUUUUUAUCAGGUAACGGAGACGUUUUAACUUACGAAGAUUACGUGCGUCACAAGGAGGCAUCUGGUGUAUUGGGAGCCUUAUCCUCCUCGCCGUGGAUAUUCACCGAGAUUCGCGAAGCUCGAACGUGGGAUAUCUCGGCAUCUGAGCGGCUUGAUAUAUUGCGCGAGUUCACAAACUACGGCUUGGAAUUGUGGGGGUCCGAUACUCGCGGUGUGGAAACAACGCGCAGAUUUCUCCUCGAGUGGCUAUCUUUCUUGUAUAGGUUCGUCUCCACUGUUUGCCCUUUUUCCAUACUCUCUGUUCAUGUCCUUUUUGUUUACACGGCGAAACCAAGGGUUUUAGGAACCGAAUUUCUUUGCGAAUAUUCUAUAUUGCGAUGA
This is a messenger RNA of Echinostoma caproni, 1011 nucleotides long. Lineage: Eukaryota; Metazoa; Platyhelminthes; Trematoda; Plagiorchiida; Echinostomatidae. The record is from the annotation of a GenBank genome assembly.